Molecule: messenger RNA, 1342 nt
Organism: Prionailurus viverrinus (fishing cat)
Lineage: Eukaryota; Metazoa; Chordata; Mammalia; Carnivora; Felidae
Gene: YIF1B
Product: Yip1 interacting factor homolog B, membrane trafficking protein
Exons: 9
Coding region: 200-1120 (306 amino acids)
Biological process (GO): endoplasmic reticulum to Golgi vesicle-mediated transport
Cellular component (GO): endoplasmic reticulum membrane; Golgi membrane; endoplasmic reticulum-Golgi intermediate compartment
Source: RefSeq, a predicted model, not a curated record
UCUAGAGCUUCAGGGUGUGCACAGCGCUAAGAUGCCAGGAAGCCAGAGGGACUUUUUCCAGACCUGACACCCGGCUCUGCUUCAUACCGUCUGAGUGACUUUGGGCAAGGGCCUGAACUUCUCUGGGGCUCGCUUUUCCUGUCUGUCAAAUGGGGACAGUGAUAGUACUGGCACAAAGUGGGGCUGCCGUGAGGACUGAAUGAAUUCAUCCGCAGUGCUGAGCACACAGCCUGCGUCAAAGCGGAGGAUCCCGGUGUCCCAGCCGGGCAUGGCUGACCCCCACCAGCUUUUCGAUGACACAAGUUCAGCCCAGAGCCGGGGCUAUGGGGCCCAGCGGGCACCUGGAGGCCUGGGCUACGUGCCAGCCUCUGCAUCGCCCCAGGAGGCCUUCCUGGCCGAUCCUGUGUCCAACAUGGCCAUGGCCUACGGGAGCAGCCUGGCCGCACAGGGCAAGGAGCUGGUGGAUAAGAACAUUGACCGCUUCAUCCCCGUCACCAAGCUCAAGUAUUACUUUGCCGUGGACACCAUGUACGUGGGCAAGAAGCUAGGCCUGCUCUUCUUCCCCUACCUGCACCAGGACUGGGAAGUACAGUACCAGCAGGACACACCAGUCGCCCCCCGCUUUGACGUCAAUGCUCCUGACCUCUACAUUCCAGCUAUGGCUUUCAUCACCUAUGUCUUGGUGGCUGGCCUGGCGCUGGGGACCCAGGAUAGGUUCUCCCCAGACCUCCUGGGGCUGCAGGCGAGCUCUGCGCUGGCCUGGCUGACAUUGGAGGUGCUAGCCAUCCUGCUCAGUCUCUACCUGGUCACUGUCAACACCGACCUCACCACUAUCGAUCUGGUGGCCUUCUUGGGCUACAAAUAUGUUGGGAUGAUUGGCGGGGUCCUUAUGGGCCUGCUCUUUGGGAAGAUUGGCUACUACCUGGUGCUGGGCUGGUGCUGCGUGUCUAUCUUUGUGUUCAUGAUCCGGACGCUGCGGCUGAAGAUCCUGGCGGAGGCAGCGGCCGAGGGGGUCCCGGUGCGCGGCGCCAGGAACCAGCUGCGCAUGUACCUGACCAUGGCCGUGGCGGCGGCGCAGCCCCUGCUCAUGUACUGGCUCACCUUCCACCUGGUGCGGUGAGGGCGACCCGGCCCCCGCCUCCAGCUGCUGCUCCGGGCGGCCGCGCCCGCCUCCCCUCUGCCCGUCGCCCCCGGGGGCCCCGCCCCCGCCCUGGCACCGGCGCUGCCCCUCUCCCGAGACCCCGCCCCCUCCCCUCGCCGAGGUGCUGAGAUCUCCAGCUGCACAGGCCGCCCCGCAGUGCGGCCGCUGUUCAGGAAACAAUAAACCGUGAUGGGCACGGCG